GGUAGGGAGCGCUGUGGCGAAUUUGGAUUAGUUAACUCCACCAAAAAGGAAAAAAAAAAAAAGGGAGUAUAAAUUCUGAGAUCCCAAAUCUAUCAAUCCUCCUCAUUCCAUUUUCACUUAAAAAAAACCCAUAACCUACUGAAACUUCACAUUCCAACAAUGGCAACCAUUGAUCCAAGAAGUGGUUAUUGUCCAUCAAACUCAAUAUUCUACAGCAAACGCAAACCAAUUACCUUACCAUCAAACCAAUCCAUCGACGUAACAACAUUCAUUUCCUCAAGAGCACAUAGUGGAAAAAUCGCAUUCAUUGAUGCUUCGUCAGGCCAAAAGCUAAGUUUUACCGAUGUAUGGAACGCCGUAGAAGCCUUAGCCAGUUGCCUUUCUGUAAAUAUGGGCAUUCGUAAAGGCCACGUAGUUCUCCUCCUUUCUCCAAACUCCAUUUACUUCCCUAUAAUUUGUCUUGCCGUCAUGUCACUUGGAGGUAUAAUCACCACGACGAAUCCACUCAAUACUAGCAGUGAGAUCUCUAAACAAAUCAAAGAUUCGAAGCCUGUGCUGGCUUUCACAAUCCCUGAGUUGCUCCCGAAGAUUACAGGAUCUAAUCUACCAGUGAUCCUCAUCAACGGAGAAGAAUUAGCAUUUACAUCUGAUUCCAAACUGAGAAUUAUUGGUACGUUAGAAAAACUGAUUAUGGAAAAACCAGCUGAGAGAAGGAUGAAGGAAAGAGUGACACAGGAGGAUACAGCUACUCUGUUGUACUCGUCCGGCACAACAGGUGCAAGCAAAGGAGUUAUUUCAUCACACAGGAACCUGAUCGCGAUGGUACAGACGAUCGUGGGAAGGUUCAAAUUAGAUGAAGGAGAACAGACAUUUAUAUGUACAGUUCCUAUGUUUCAUAUAUACGGAUUGGCAGCAUUUGCAGCUGGAAUAUUAGCAUCAGGAUCGACAGUAGUUGUGUUAUCGAAAUUUGAAAUGGACGAAAUGCUUUCGUCCAUUCAUAAAUAUAAAGCAAGUUAUUUGCCUUUAGUGCCACCUAUUCUAGUAGCGUUAGUAAACAACGCUGGACUUAUUCAAAAGAAAUAUGAUUUGAGUAGCUUGAAAAACGUUCUUUCAGGCGGUGCUCCCUUGAGUAAAGAGGUUACUGAGGGGUUUCUGGAGAAGUACCCCUCCGUUAGGAUUUUGCAAGGGUAUGGAUUGACUGAAUCAUCGGGGAUUGGUGCUUCGACUGAUUCAUUGGAGGAGAGUAGGAGAUAUGGAACAGCAGGGAUGUUGUCGCCAAGUAUGGAGGCGAAGAUUGUUGAUCCGGAGAGUGGAGAGGCUUUUCCGGUGAAUAAAACCGGUGAGCUUUGGCUAAGAGGACCUUCCAUUAUGAAAGGUUAUUUCAGUAACGAAGAAGCUACUGCGUCCACUCUAGAUUCAGAUGGAUGGUUAAGAACUGGAGAUCUCUGCUAUAUAGAUGAAGAUGGUUUCAUUUUUGUUGUUGAUAGAUUAAAGGAACUGAUCAAAUAUAAGGGUUAUCAGGUUCCUCCAGCAGAAUUAGAGGCAUUGUUGCUCACUCAUCCAGAAAUUUCUGAUGCUGCUGUCAUACCGUUUCCGGAUAAGGAUGUUGGACAGUUUCCUAUGGCAUAUAUAGUACGAAAAUCUGGAAGUACUAUAUCAGAGAGUGCAAUCAUGGAUUUUGUGGCGAAACAGGUGGCUCCAUACAAGAGAAUUCGGAGAGUUUCAUUUGUUGCUUCCAUACCAAAGAAUCCUUCUGGCAAAAUACUUAGGAAGGAUCUAAUAAAGCUAGCAACAUCUAAACUCUGAGAACAAAAUUUAGGGUUAUUUUUGCCUUGUAAUUGUAACUUUCAGCAGCUAUAGUUUGUGAUGCAGAGUUGUUACUGUGACAAUUAAUGAGUGUGCAUAAUGAAACUUGUUCUUGAUGAUUAUAAAUAAUUUGAAGAGUUCUAUUGUGUCAA
Messenger RNA from Capsicum annuum, 1958 nucleotides. Its product is annotated as probable CoA ligase CCL5. The coding region runs from base 160 to 1806 and encodes 548 amino acids. The transcript has 5 exons. Gene Ontology annotation, molecular function: CoA-ligase activity. NCBI's taxonomy places the organism in Eukaryota, Viridiplantae, Streptophyta, Magnoliopsida, Solanales, Solanaceae. The record is from RefSeq and is a predicted model, not a curated record. Gene Ontology annotation, cellular component: peroxisome.